AUGCCUCCAGAGUCUUUGCAUGCACAGCCAUCAGCUCUUGCCCAGGAGCUGCAUGCUGGUGCUGGCAGAAGCAAAAGAGCUCUGGCAGACCAGGAAACACUGGGAGAAGGCAGCAUAGCACUUGCAGAGAUCUAGAGGAGACUCAAAACGUUUGUCAAGCCACCUGUUUGAUCUGAUAUCAAGGACUAUUCAAGUAACCAGGCAGAGGGAUCUGAGAGAGGCACGUGCCUGCCGCACACAGCCCAGCGAUGAGUGAGACCCCAGCCGCCAACCUCAACACUGGAGAUGCUCCAACUGGUCCCACCACACCACGCAAGGGGCCUCCCAAGUUCAAGCAGAGACAGACAAGGCAGUUCAAGAGCAAGCCCCCCAAAAAAGGAGUAAGAGGGUUUGGAGAUGACAUCCCAGGCAUGGAGGGGCUGGGCACAGAUAUCACCGUGAUUUGCCCAUGGGAAGCUUUCAGCCAUCUGGAACUGCAUGAGCUGGCCCAGUUUGGGAUCAUCUAAGGUGUCAGGAUUUCUGCUGGUGUCACCUGGUGACUCCACAGAUCCCAGCAUGGUCUUUACCAUCUUUGACACUUACUUUUGGCCCUUGCAUCCACUUGCUUAUGGGCAGGAUGGUUUUGUAAGAGCCAGUUGUGAGAAACUUCACUUUGCAGAUCAAUUUGGCAAAGAAGUUAUUUGGGACCGUGAGCAGACCUCACGUUCCAUGAGAUGAAACUACUGAAAAAUGUCUUAAUGUCUCCCCACACCAUAUUCUUUCUUCUCUCAUUGUCAUAGAUCUUCAAUGUUUAUGGUGAUACAGGGAGGCUGUAUUUUAACAUUUUCCCUGAUUAGCUGAGAUAUUGUGUGCAUGUAUGUCCACACCUAAUUAAAUCACCCUAUCCUGUUUUCUUCCUUCCCUCCCUUUCUUCAGCUUUCUGUAUAGAAUUUCCAUGGGUGGGUCCCCGUGUUAUUUGAACCACCAAUUAUUUGCUCAGAGUACAUUGGUAGAGAACAGCAUUAGUCACCAGUCCAGACGUUAGGCUGUUUUCCAUAGGAGAUCCUUCCCCAGCGGCUCACCAUAAGGAACGUGCUGCUAAGAUUUACCUCAUCAGCAAAUGGGGAAAAGGGCUUGCAAAUGCUGUCUCUGCUGUACUGCCCACAGGCUAUGAACCAUGAGAGUCUGGCUCUUCUCAUAAUGUUAAAUGAAAAUGUGUGCAUCUGAGAUCAAUAGCUAAGUGAAUUAAUCCUAUUAUUCAUUCCUUUGUGGUUGCAGUUCCAAAGAAGUAGCACUCCAAAUGACACUGCAUUUCCUCUCCUUUGAUGGGAAACCCUGUGUGACAUUUGUCCCCAUGCCCAUACAUAUUUACAUGAGACAUUUGCUCCCCAGGACAUGCUUGCUGCUUAUUAAGACAGAGAAUCCUUAUGAUCUGUCGCCAGACUGUGCCAGCAGUCUUGCCACAUCCAGCAGAAAAUGAUAUUGCUGUAAUUCCUCCCUCUUCCCUGUGUUUAGCAUAGGAAAAGUCACCCUUCACCCUGCCCCUCAUAAGCAGGAAGGCUUUUCCCUCUUCAUUCCUUGGCAAUUUCUGGAGCUUGUUUGGACAAGCAGGCAAAUGGUGUCCCCAGAGAGAAGUACCAGCAGAGCAAGCGGGAGGCAGGGCAAGGGCAGGAUGCAGGCAAGCACAGAGCCAAUCCACUUAACCCCAUCGAUGUGUGCCUGCAGCCCCACUGCUGCCUAGUGGUGAGGCACCCAAAACCACUUAAUGUUCAGGGAAGGCACCAAGAUUCCCUAUGGCCCUGGAAUUAAGGAAGGGCUUUUGGCUUGUUUGCAGGCAAGGAGCAAGUUUAUUGUAGCUACAUAAUAUUCAUAAAAGGAGGUGGAAUUUUUAAUCACUGCCUUUAGCUUGAGAAGCCUCAUUGCAUAAGAACUGCCUCCCCCUAUCUUAUCUUUCCUAUGCUGAGCAUGUUCAUGGGAGCAAGGAGUGAUUGUGGAGAGGAGAGCAAAUCCUGUCUAAACGAUUGAUCCCCACGCAGAAAGCAUUGCUAUAAAUCCAUGGUGGUGCCAUAGUUAUCUGCUACUGUUAUUCCAGAAAUAAAAGCUAGCAGU
Messenger RNA from Catharus ustulatus (Swainson's thrush), 2088 nucleotides. Its product is annotated as retinal cone rhodopsin-sensitive cGMP 3',5'-cyclic phosphodiesterase subunit gamma-like. Gene Ontology annotation, cellular component: photoreceptor outer segment membrane. Gene Ontology annotation, molecular function: cGMP binding; 3',5'-cyclic-nucleotide phosphodiesterase activity. The record is from RefSeq and is a predicted model, not a curated record. Gene Ontology annotation, biological process: positive regulation of G protein-coupled receptor signaling pathway; visual perception; positive regulation of epidermal growth factor receptor signaling pathway. Bases 249 to 506 code for a protein of 85 amino acids. Lineage: Eukaryota; Metazoa; Chordata; Aves; Passeriformes; Turdidae. The transcript has 4 exons.